Ascochyta rabiei is the source of this 1416-nucleotide messenger RNA. RefSeq lists its product as uncharacterized. The record is from RefSeq and is a predicted model, not a curated record. The coding region runs from base 1 to 1416 and encodes 471 amino acids. NCBI's taxonomy places the organism in Eukaryota, Fungi, Ascomycota, Dothideomycetes, Pleosporales, Didymellaceae. The transcript is spliced from 2 exons.
AUGUCGUCGGCGAACAACACUGCUGCCACCUCGCCAGCGCCGUCGUCCGCCGCGCCCGAGCCGUCUACUCCCUCCGUUGCGCAGUCGUCACCGGCCCCUAACACGCCCUCGUCAGCUGCGCCGCCGGCCUCAUCACCUGCGCCCGUGAGCUCUGCGGCUCCAGCUCCAGCGUCGUCGGCACCCGCGCCCUCGUCGGCUGCCCCGCCUGCCUCGUCGGCCGCGCCCCCAGCAUCCUCUGCCGCGCCUCCAGCCUCGUCAGCAGAACCAGCUCCCUCGUCAGCCGAACCAGCGCCCUCGUCAGCCGCACCAGCUCCCUCGUCAGCAGCACCGGCUCCAGCGCCCUCAUCCGCCGCACCCUCGUCGGCCGCCCCUGCCCCAUCAAGCGCACCUGCCCCUGUAACCACCCAAGUCGUCACCGCCUCGUCUGCGCCGCCGUCGACCACCGAGGUCGCGACGUCUGUCGUCACCGUCACCCCCUCUGCAACCCGCGCUGGAGAGACGCCCACCCCCAUCAUCGUCACCUCCGUUGUCACCCGUGAAGGCCCUGUCGCCACGACGGGAACCGGCGGCCUUGCCUCGACUGCCACCACGCGCGGAGCCUCGAGCACCAGCACGGCCGAACCUAAAUCCGCCAAUGGCAUCACCCAGAAAGGACUUAGCACCGGCGGCAAGACUGCAAUUGCUGUCGUCGUCCCUGUCGUCGUCGUCGCCCUGCUGGUCCUGGCAGGCAUCAUCCUGUGGAGGAAACGCAAGGCGCGCCAGAACAACGAGGAAGAGCGAAGGAAGGAGGUCGAGGAGUAUGGCUUCAACCCCAACCACGACCCUACGCUUCCUGCCGUCGGUGGCAUAGGCGGCGCCGAGAUGGCCGAAGACUCGAGCGGUUACCGAGGAUGGGGCAACACUGCCACCAGCUCGAACCGCAAGGCUUCCACCACCCUCACCAGCGGCAUGACCUACUCAGACAGCAACAGCAACCCUGGAGGCUACAACACUCCGCACUCCCCCACUGGCGGCGCCUACUCCGAAGGAUCCAACGACCCCCUGGUGAACGGCCGCCGCGAGACGAUGGACUCUGAUGGUCUUGGUGCACUCGAUGCUAGUGUCAUUGGAGGCGCUGUGCCCAACUCGACGCAGAAUCAGGCCGGCGUACAGCGUGGGCCUUCCAACGCAUCCUCGUCCUACUCUGCUGCCAACCGCUCCGAUGCCUCGGGCGAAUACCCUGGCAUGGCCGCCAAUCCCAACGAGUACUACGACAACCAAGGCUACUACCAGACAAGCCCAUAUGGCAACACCGACCCGUACGGCACAGGCCAGCAGCCCGUCAUUCGGGACGUGUCAGCGCGACGCAACACAAGGAUCGAGAACCCCUCGGUCUUCCCGCAACAAGGAAACUCUGGCAUCGCGCAGAACUUCUAA